UUGUCGUGUAGGAGGUUGAAAGCAAGGCACGUGUGGGCGUCGUUUAGAAGCAAAGGUUCCGGUAACUCGUUGUCAUGAUGACAACGAUAAAGGACCUCAACGUCGCGAGGAAGGCCCUAAUGGUGUCACUGGGGGACAAAUCCAAGACCUAUUUUGAUAAAAUGAGGUUAUGGUUCCAAAUGAAGUCAACGAAGGAGGAGUUCGAUGCCGAGGCCCGGUCGAUGAUGACCGAGGAUCAGGUGCAUCUUCACAACGAGUUUUUACUUUGUUUGUUUAAUAAAGUGCGUGGUCUUGUUAUCUCUGCUCCUCCAACGAGGAUGGCCCACAAAGUAAGCAACGGCAGCAACAGUAACAUGAACAACAGUAACAGCAACAGUAAUGGCAACAACAACAGCGGUAGUCUAUUGAGCAAAACUGGAGGAUGUGUAUCCCUUAAGAGGAAGUACAAGUCCGACAACGCUAAUUUCGAGCCUGCAGACGUUUACGCUGAGGUACUUAGUCAAGUGUCCUCUCCCGUUGGUGACGAGCCCGUAGGUGCAAACAGAUCGAGCGCUCAGGAGCUGAUCUUGCCAGAUCGCACCUUUGUUCUAGCCAGAUUGAUGCUCGCAGCCUGGGAGAACAAUAUGGAUGGUGCCGAGGACAGUACAGCUCACAUAAUCAUUGCUGCAACGCACAUCUUUCUCAAAAACAUUCUCACGGCAAUGAUGACUAGGCGCAAAGGAUUCCAGGUGAGGGAUGGCUCGUUCAUCUACAAUAUAGGUGAGCCCGUGCCCAGCUCGUGGAAGAGAAACACUUCUGUUUUGCAUCAAGAGGCCAAGUUCGCCAAUCCAACUAUGGUGGUAGAUCCUGUGGGCCAAAUGCCAAAAAUGAAGAUGAGCAUAGAGGAAGCGGAGCAAGCAACGGCUUUUGCCUUGGGCUGCGCAGAACAGAGGCUAGAACCACCGCUGCCGCCCCUUGGAAUCGUCGAUUUGCAGAAGACUCUGAGGAAGCACAAGAAUCUCGUGAAAAAUCACAUGAUUUAUGCCACUAAUUGCGAAAGAUUAUUUACAUUUAAUACUCAUCCUACAGCAGAGGAAGUUGAGGCACAAAAACUUAUAACUUGAUCAUGUUACUUGUUAUGAAUUUUUGUGUGGUGUACAUGAAUAUACUGUGUAAAAUUGUGUUAGUUUUUAUUGGUAA
Messenger RNA from Copidosoma floridanum, 1179 nucleotides. Its product is annotated as transcriptional adapter 1. NCBI's taxonomy places the organism in Eukaryota, Metazoa, Arthropoda, Insecta, Hymenoptera, Encyrtidae. The record is from RefSeq and is a predicted model, not a curated record. Gene Ontology annotation, cellular component: SAGA complex. Gene Ontology annotation, molecular function: transcription coactivator activity. Gene Ontology annotation, biological process: regulation of transcription by RNA polymerase II.